Molecule: messenger RNA, 784 nt
Organism: Diabrotica virgifera virgifera (western corn rootworm)
Lineage: Eukaryota; Metazoa; Arthropoda; Insecta; Coleoptera; Chrysomelidae
Exons: 4
Coding region: 101-769 (222 amino acids)
Cellular component (GO): membrane
Molecular function (GO): phosphatidylinositol bisphosphate binding
Source: RefSeq, a predicted model, not a curated record
ACGGAGAUUAAAAUUUCUGUUACGUCAUUGAUUUCAAAGAUAUCGUAUAAUGCACUAAUAAAGUAGAGAGCAGAAGACAAAUUUACAAAAGGCAUAAAAGAUGAACUUUAGGUUUACCAUUGAAGAUUUGCUUGCGAAAAAAAGAACUUCUAUACAACAUAUUAAUGUUAUUAAGCAGUGGUUGCCCACAACCACUGAAUCAUACAUACCAUCUUCAAUACACGAUGAACUGAUUGCUCUGUUUUUAAUGUCACGACAAAAUGACAUCGAUCUGACGAAAGAGUGUAUCAAAUCUCAUUACGGCUUAAGAUACGAGGCACCUGAGAUGUUUGAUGGCAGAAAUCUUGAAAGAAUAGAUAUUCAAAAGGCUCUUAAUACAUUGAGACUUGUAAGCAUCCCAAGAAGAACAGAAGAUAACUAUCUUGUUCUAUAUGCUAGUGUCAGAGACACUGAUUUUUUUAGCUUUGAACUACAUCCUAUCAUGACAGCGUCAUUAAUGCUCUUUGAUAUAGAACAUCACACCCACCCUCCCGAUGGGGUUAUUAUACUAGCGGAUUUGAAAGGGUUUGGGGUUAUGCAUGUUUUCAAACUAUGGCCAGAGUCCUUAAGAAAAUUUUUUACGUAUUUGGGAAGGGGUCUGCCUUAUCCAUUUAUAGGAUUGCAUUUUAUUAACGGGAACUUUUUUCUGGCACAAUUAAUCAAUAUUCUGGUUGCGAUUAUUGACCCGGAUAUUGUAAGGAGGGUAAGUAUGUUAAUAAACAGUAAAUAAAAAAUAAAAAACUCA